Rubroshorea leprosula is the source of this 3472-nucleotide messenger RNA. Lineage: Eukaryota; Viridiplantae; Streptophyta; Magnoliopsida; Malvales; Dipterocarpaceae. The record is from the annotation of a GenBank genome assembly.
GCCUAACUCACUGAGCCAACCCGUCUAUGGAGAUCGCCUCUGGGCCGCUGCCUCCACCUCCUCUUCCCGUCCGUGGUGACGCCUCUACCUCUACCUCUACCUCCUCUGCCUCAGAUAGCAUCAAUUCCGCGCUGGCAGCGUCAUCUGCGCCCGGGGAGAAGGGAGGAUUUGAGGUGGAGGUCGAGGAGGAGGAGGAAGAGGAUGUGUGCAGGAUCUGUAGGAAUCCGGCAGACGAGGAGAACCCGCUUCGGUAUCCGUGUGCGUGUAGCGGCAGCAUUAAGUUCGUGCACCAAGGUUGCCUUCUCCAAUGGCUCAGUCACAGCAAUGCUCGCCAAUGCGAGGUUUGCAAACUUGCAUUUUCAUUUUCCCCUGUUUAUGCUGAGAAUGCUCCUGCAAGGCUUCCUUUCCAGGAGUUUGUUUAUGGGAUGGCAAUGAAAGCUUGCCAUGUUCUGCAAUUCUUCUUGCGGCUUAGUUUUGUUCUAUGUGUUUGGCUCCUCAUUAUACCCUUCAUUACAUUUUGGAUCUGGAGAUUGGCUUUUGUCAGGAGUUUUGGUGAAGCCCAGAAAUUGUUUCUGAGCCAUAUCUCAACUAUAUAUAUUCUUACCGAUUGCUUGCAUGGGUUUUUACUUUCUGCUAGCAUUGUGUUUAUUUUUCUUGGAGCAACUUCUCUAAGGGAUUGGUUUAGGAACUUGCAAGAGGCUGAUAGAGAGGAUGAAGAUGACAGAAUUGGCGCUCGUCCUGCAAGACACCCUCUUGGACAAGUUAAUAGGAAUAUUCCUGGUGAUGUUAAUGUUGAAGAUGCCAAUGGAGCACAAGGAAUUGGCAGAGCUGGUCAAGUAAUUGGAAGGAAUGCUGGUAAUGUUGCUGCUCGUUUGGAAGUGCAGGCAGCUCGUCUUGAGAAUGUUGAACAGAUGUUUGAAUUGGAAGAUGGUGUUGGUGCAGAGGAUGUACCCUUUGAUGAACUUGUUGGCAUGCAGGGCCCUGUUUUUCAUUUAGUAGAAAAUGCGUUUACUGUUCUUGCAAGCAAUAUGAUAUUCCUUGGUGUUGUCAUAUUUGUACCAUUUUCAUUAGGUCGGAUCCUGCUGUAUUAUGUAUCCUGGCUUUUCUCUUCUGCAAGUGGUUCUGUGCUGUCUGCAGUAACGUCCCUUCCAGAUACUGCCCUUUCAUUAGUGAACAUCACAUUAACUGCAGUUACAAAUUUGACAUCUAAUGACCAAGAAAGCAGUCGUAUUGGCCAGGUUGCAGGAAUGUUGAAAGCAAACUCUUCUGGACCAAUUGAAUUUUCAAACAACACUAGUAUACCUCUGAAUGGAGCAGCAGUUGGGAUGUUGCGACUUUCUGAGUUUACCACUCUUGCUAUUGGAUACAUGGUUCUAUUCUCUCUAAUCAUCUUCUACGUUGGGAUUGUUGCUUUGAUUCGAUACACAAGGGGUGAGUCUUUAAUGGUGGGGAGGUUACAUUGUAUUGUUUCUCUAGUGGAGGGAUUUCCAUCCCUCAUCAAGAAGCUCUUGACAGCAGUGAGGCAUAUGAUGACAAUGGUUAAAGUUGCUUUCCUUCUGGUUAUUGAGCUUGGGGUGUUUCCUUUAAUGUGUGGAUGGUGGCUAGAUGUCUGUACAGUUAAGAUGUUUGGAAAAUCAAUUUCUCAUAGAUACCAGUACUUUUUAGUUUCUCCUUUAGCGAGCUCUUUGGUUCAUUGGGUUGUAGGAAUUGUGUACAUGCUACAAAUAAGCAUCUUUGUCAGCCUUCUUCGAGGGGUGCUGCGCAAUGGAGUUCUUUACUUUCUUCGAGAUCCUGCUGAUCCAAACUACAAUCCUUUUCGUGAUCUAAUUGAUGAUCCUGUUCAUAAGCACGCUCGAAGGGUCCUGUUAUCUGUUGCUGUUUAUGGGAGUUUGAUUGUGAUGCUGGUAUUUCUGCCUGUAAGACUUGCUAUGAGGAUGGCACCUUCGAUUUUUCCACUAGAUAUAUCGGUAUCUGAUCCAUUCACUGAAAUUCCAGCUGACAUGCUUCUAUUUCAAAUAUGCAUCCCAUUUGCCAUAGAGCAUUUUAAAUUGCGGGCAACAAUCAAGUCUCUUCUCCAUUACUGGUUUACUGCAGUUGGCUGGGCACUUGGGUUAACAGAUUUUUUACUGCCCAGACCAGGGGAAAAUGGUGGCCAGGAAAAUGCCAAUGGGGUGCCGGGAAGACAGGAUAGACUGCAGGUGCUGCAAUUGGCUGAACAGGAUCGUGCCUUAGUUGCACUCGCAGCUGCUGAUGAUCCUAGCAGGGGUGUCCUUGUUUCAGAAUCUAACAUUGUGGAGGAGUUUGAUGGUGACGAACAAACUGAUGCUGAGUACAGGUUUGUACUCUGCAUUGUCCUCUUGCUGGUGGUUGCUUGGAUGACUUUACUUGCGUUUAACUCUGCUCUGAUAGUAGUACCAAUUUCCCUUGGGCGGAGCCUUUUCAAUGUGAUUCCUCUUCUCCCAAUUACUCAUGGAAUCAAGUGUAACGAUCUGUAUGCUUUCAUCAUUGGAAGCUAUGUCAUUUGGACACCAAUAGCUGGGGCUAGAUACACUGUUGAGCACAUUAGAACAAAAAGGGCUAGGGUUUUGAUUAGCCAAAUUUGGAAGUGGAGUGGCAUUGUUAUCAAGAGCUGUGUCCUUUUAUCAAUAUGGAUUUUUGUAAUACCAGUUUUGAUUGGACUGCUAUUUGAGCUCCUAGUGAUUGUUCCAAUGCGGGUACCUGUGGAUGAAAGCCCAGUUUUCCUAUUGUAUCAGGAUUGGGCUUUGGGUCUCGUUUUUCUCAAGAUCUGGACUAGAUUGGUUAUGCUGGAUCAUAUGGUGCCACUGGUGGAUGAAAGCUGGCGCAUAAAGUUUGAAAGAGUGAGAGAGGGUGGUUUCUCUAGGCUUCAGGGGCUUUGGGUGCUGCGGGAGAUUGUGUUCCCGAUCAUAAUGAAGCUGCUGACAGCCCUAUGUGUUCCUUAUGUCUUAGCCAGAGGGUUAUUUCCUGUGUUUGGUUACCCCUUAGUGGUGAACUCUGCAGUCUACCGAUUUGCAUGGCUGGGAUGCCUAUGCCUCAGUCUGUUGUGUUUUUGUGCAAAGAGAUUCCAUAUCUGGUUCACAAACCUCCACAAUUCCAUUCGAGAUGACCGCUACCUUAUCGGCCGCAGGCUUCAUGACUAUCGGGCAGACGCAGAAGAGAAGCCAAAUGAUGUAGGGACUUCCUCCGAAAUGCAAAUCUCUAAUUCACGGGAUGCUAGUAUAACCUGGCGUGACCGAGAAGCUGAUGUUGGCUUGAGAUUGCGGCGUGCUAACUGAACUGAUUGUAGAGAAAUAUCUGUAGGGAAGGUUCUGAAGCUUGCAUGUAGUAUUGGAUGCAUGCAUAUGCUUAUAUGCCUAGAGGUUGCAUCCAGUUUGCCAAUUACGCAUCACCAGUUUUGUGCAUAUUGUACAUGUUAAUUCAAGAUUAGAAAUGUUAAUAUAUAGUUUUAGGGCAA